AUGAGAACAAUAAACCAAAGCGAUCUUUUAAUUACCUCCUCAGUGGGUGCUUACAAAUUAGACCCAAAAGAGAAUCAAAGACUCAUAAUAAGAGACAUUUGUGGAAUAGUUCAAGUUGGUGUUCUUGGUCUUUUAUAA
Messenger RNA from Scutellospora calospora, 138 nucleotides. NCBI's taxonomy places the organism in Eukaryota, Fungi, Glomeromycota, Glomeromycetes, Diversisporales, Gigasporaceae. The record is from the annotation of a GenBank genome assembly.